Messenger RNA from Brassica rapa (field mustard), 3685 nucleotides. RefSeq lists its product as uncharacterized. The record is from RefSeq and is a predicted model, not a curated record. Lineage: Eukaryota; Viridiplantae; Streptophyta; Magnoliopsida; Brassicales; Brassicaceae.
GACGGGGUAAACGAUGUAUGUUAAUACCGUUGCAUAUUGAAACUCUUCCACUUUUGGCUAUUUCAAUCUCUUUUAUCUUUACCUAAAGUAUUUAAUUAACGUCAUGCAUGACUUAUUUUACAAAAUCACUUGUCAACCACCUAUAUAUCAAUAAGACAAACUUGCUAACUUUAUUCUUCUAUAUUUGGUAAUAUAAACUGUAACGUUUUACCGCUAUUGCCGUUUUGAGAUGUCUUCGAACUUUUUCCUUUUGCUAAAGUUUUAGUUCACGUAACAUAACUAGAUGGUAAUUUUCAUUGGCUAUGUAUUUGAUACAACGUAAUACCAUGAAAUGAACUCAUAUGGUAAACCUAUAAACAAUAGAGGCCUAACAACAUACUGAGAUUCACUGACAAAGUGACAAGUACGGCCUGGUUAAAUUGUAUUCCUGUUCUGUGUUCUUGGGACAACACAAAGGCAGUCUGAAAGAAUAUGGAACAUGGUUUACCGUCUACGGCCAAACCAUCACUUGUUAAGAAAAGAAACAACCCUCAAGAUGUGAGUAAAUCCUGGUGGAGAAUAAAGCCCUUCUUGGCUCUCAUAUGUACAGCACUUUUGAUCUUUUGGUAUAAGACCACACAUAUUCAAUUCGAAGAUACAGAUCUAGAAGAAUCAGAUUAUCCCAUUGACAUGACUAAGGAAUCAGAACCAGUCGAUCAGAAAUUAGAAGGCUUGCCCCGUGGUAUCAUACAGCCUAGAUCAGACCUCGAACUGAAGCCUCUCUGGUCUAGUAGUAGUUUGAGUUCAAAGGGUGUAGAAAUGGCUACCCGUAACUUGUUGGCCAUACCCGUAGGAAUUAAGCAAAAGAGUAACGUUGACGCUAUUGUAAAGAAGUUUCUUCCAGCGAAUUUCACGGUUGUUCUGUUCCACUACGAUGGUAAUAUGGAUCAAUGGUUGGAUCUGGAGUGGAGUUCAAAGGCCAUACAUAUAGUUGCACAGGACCAGACUAAAUGGUGGUUUGCGAAAAGAUUUCUCCAUCCUGAUGUUGUAUCAAUUUAUGAUUAUAUAUUUAUUUGGGAUGAGGAUCUUGGAGUAGAGAAUUUCUCACCAGAGAGUUAUUUGGAGAUAGUUAAAUCAGAGGGACUGGAGAUAUCUCAACCGGCUUUGGACUCAAACUCUAGUGGAAUCCACCACAAAAUCACAGUCCGUUCUAGUACAGAGAUAUUUCAUAGGAGAGUUUACAUCAGUAAAGGCAAUAGAAAGUGUUCUAACGCAAGCGUAGAUCCUCCUUGCACAGGAUUUGUUGAAGGAAUGGCUCCGGUGUUUUCAAGAGCUGCUUGGUUUUGCACUUGGAAUCUUAUACAGAAUGAUUUGGUUCAUGGAUGGGGAAUGGAUAUGAAACUAGGAUAUUGUGCACAGGGAGAUAGAACGAAGAAUGUGGGCAUCGUGGAUAGUGAGUAUAUAUUUCAUCAAGGCAUUCAAACUUUAGGUGAAAGUGGACACUCUGAGUCUGAGAAGAAGAGACAUGGCCAUAAUUCGAGAACCUCGAUAAGGAGGCAAUCGACAUGGGAACUUCAAACAUUUGAAGAAAGAUGGAACAAAGCGGUGGAACAAGACAAGAACUGGAUCAAGAGUAAUAACAGAAGAUUAAGGCACAAGAGAACUCAAGAGACAGCAACACCAGCAUGAACACACAUAUAGCAUAAGAAAGAUGAUUAAUACACGUAGCAAUUGCUUCCAAAGCAUAGAUGUUGACAAUAUUGUAUUUUAAAAAAAACAAUAAUGACAAAAGUUAGAUACUGAUCAGAAAAUACAAGUAAAGUAUAAUUCCAAGGUGUUGUAAAAAGGUAAAAAGUAAAAACAAAUACUGUCCGUGGUGACGCUGUAAACAAUAACGUGAUUUGAAAUCACCAUCUCUCCUUUAGCCCCUGGUUCACUGGUUGUAAUGUGUAAAUCUCCUUGAGCCCCUGAUCACUAGCAGUAAAGUAAAAUAUCAUGUAUAUUUUGGGCUUGUUCAAUUUUUCAGAUAAGUUUUUUAAGGGACACCUUAUAUCUUUUAGGACUUUAAUAUUUACUUAUAUACAAAAAAUUAGUUUAAUAAACUUUGCAUUAUUGCCCGGCUGUUCUUAACCAUAGGAUGACUCAUGACUGUAGUGUGUAUCAGUGUAUAUAUUCCCCCAUUUCCAUUUUCCCUCAAUUAUUAUUUUUUAUUUUUUUGAAGGCGUGUUACCUUAUUUUUCUCACGUGAAUUUUGUUGUUAGUCUGCAAAUUAUUAAGAAACAUUUCAUUUAUCUGACUUUCGGUGAAUACCUAAAAGAUGUAAGCUUUUUGUGUUUUAGGCACGUGAAUUUGGUGCAAAAUGGAAUGGAAUAUCUAUUAGAUUAUUAUUAUUAAUCAUCAUGGAGCACUUUAAGACUGUCAGAAUAUUUUGUCGCUUUUUAGAUGACCAAUCCAACCUUAUGAUAUAACUUAUCCUUAGUGGGAUUACAAGUUGGUGUCCACUUUUAAAUAAAGCUACUUACUUUUCUUCAUAACUAAUUAUUGAUUCUAAGCUUGCAGACAUUGAUGCAAUGCACCUGGAUAGAGUCUAUCUAUUGUGCAUUUUUAGAUUACAACCAUGGUUUACCAACUCUCAAAGCAAUCAAAAGAUCAUUAUCUUCAUUAGUCAUUACUAACCAAUUUAUAAAUUAACUAAUAAGAAUUAAUUGAUAAUGAAAAUCCUUGUAUCAAACCAAAAAAUAACCAAUAAUAAAACUAAAAUGAUAUUUAGUAUACCAAACUAUAACAAUUUAAGUUUUGGUAACAUGAAUAAACAAAUAAAUAGUUAUCCAAAUUUAUUUUAGUAUUUUAGUCUUAAAAUAUAAAAAUUUAAAAUAACACGAUAAAUUCAUUGUUAGUAAAAUAUACCUUAAGAGUAAAGUAUUAGAAUUCUGGAGAACCGUAAUCUGAUCAACAAAACCCCUAUUAAACAAAAUCGAAUAAGAUCGAGAUAAUUAAUAAAAUAAAUUAAAGUAAGAUCUUAAUCUAAUCCAAGGGGGGGCGGCGAGGGGCAAAACGUUCAAGCAGAUAGUUAAUAAUAAAUUGAUCAAAGUUGUAAUAUUAGCCAAACCCAAGGUUAGUUUGGAGAACACUUUAACGUUUAUAUAAAGACCUAUUGAUCCUCUUGUGGUUGUAACUUGCAACAAAUCAAACAUUCUUGUUCUUCAGUUUAGUCAUUUCUUCUUCUCUCUAGACUUUCCUAAAGACUUUUACUCACUUUUUUCUUCACAGACUUUCCAGAAGACUUUUGACCUUUGAUUGACUUCGAUAAGCAGAAAAUGGAAGGAAGAGGAAAAGUCAGCAUGAUCAACGGCGGAAAUGGAACUAGGAGAGAUGCCAGAGAACAAGGUGGCCGUCCGAUUCCAAAGAGAGGGCAAGUCAAAGUUGGGAUCUUGCUUGGCUUUGCUAAUUCUUUUGCUUCUAUCUUUGGCUCCACGAAAAACUUCCUUGGAUCCUAAACUGCUGCUUCUCAUAUUAAAUAUUUUUGUUGAUUUCUUCAGAAUUAUUAUGUAGUUUAUUAGAGUGAAAUCUCAUAUUAAAGAGUGGUGAUCUUGUUUAGUCUCUAGGUUGUUGAUUUUCUUUUCGUUUUAUCUUUUUGUUUUGUACAAAUCCAAUGUAGUGUCACGAGUCACUUGAUCAAUAGUAGUAGUGGUACUAUAUUUUUCUC